AUGGCCGACUUGUCAGCCCACCGGCCACGGCCGUUCGAGGCAGGCAGGCACUCUGCGAACCUCGACCGGGCCUCGCCAUCCUCCUUCAACACACCACGCUUCUCCUCACCGCUAGACUCGGCAAAUUUCCCGCGACUACAUGGCCUGUAUCACGAGAGCCUCGUUUGCCUCGUGGCGUCAUCGUCCCUGUUUCGUACCUCGCGCGCCUUUGUCGCCGACGUGCUCCGUCCAUCCUACGCCGCCAUGGGCAAGUUCAAGGUUCCCGCGUGGCUCCAUGCGCCCGCUUCGGCCUCCAGCUCGGACAAAGAGGCCGGCAAGCAGAAUCGGCGUUCCUUCUCCGGCUUCGCCCACCGCCGAUCCAGAUGUGAAACCGGACGACCGGUCCUGGAAGAGUCCCGAGGGACCGACUCGUCUCGCCUCGUCGUCCUGGCGAGGAAGAUAGCUGCCGAGACGGAGAACCUCGACAGGUACCUCGGCAACAAUAGCCUGCCCCAGCCCGGCUUCGGCAUCGACGCGCCCGACGAUUUCCCUCCCCUCCCGGGCCAUGUCCAGCGAAGCAGACAAGAGAUCAUCUGUGCCACGAGGGAGCUCGAGAGCUUGGUGCGAGGUCCGAGGGAGACGGUGAGAUGGGGCGUCUGGAGCUACCUCGAUACCCUGAGCCUACAGCUCAUCAACAGCUACGGAAUCGCCAAUCUCGUUCCCCUCGACGCCCCCAUCUCCCUCGUCGAGCUGCAAACCAAGACGUCCCUCGACCCCAUUAACCUGGCCCGUGUUCUCCGUCAUGCAAUGACCAACCGCGUCUUCCACGAGCCCUCUCCCGGCGUCAUCGCCCACACGGCCGCCUCGCGCCUCCUCGCCCGAGACUCGGCCCUUCAGGACUGGGUCGGCUUCAACUCGGAGGACAUCUUUCCCGCCGCCGGCAAGGUGCUCACGGCGCUGCAGAAGCACCCCGAGGCCACGUCCCUUACGACGACGGGCUUCAAUUUGGCGUUUGGCACCGAGGAGCCUAUGUUUGUGACGUUUGGAAAGGAGCCCAUCCGCGCGAGGCGAAUGGGCGGCGCCAUGGCGAGCCUCACCGGCGGCGAGGGCUAUGAGGUGAAGCAUCUGGUCGACAAUUACGACCUCGCCGACGUGGAUGCCGCUCAAGGAACCCUGGUCGACAUCGGGGGCAGCCAUGGCUUCGUCUGCGUCGACCUCGCCCGGAGGUGGAAGCGGAUGAGCUUUGUCGUGCAGGAUCUCCCCAAGACGGUGGAAAGUGCACCGGAGCCCAUCUGUGACGACGAAUCCGUCUCGAACAGGAUUCGGUUCCAGGCUCACGAUUUCUUUACCGAACAACCGGUCAAAGACGCCGACGUCUACUUCUUCCGUUGGAUUAUUCACAACUACUCGACGCCCUACGCCGUCAAGCUCCUCAAGAACCUCGUUCCGGCGCUGAAGCCCGGCGCACGCGUCGUCAUCAACGAUCACUGCCUUCGGAAACCCGGUUCGGAGGAACCCUGGGAUGAGCGGCUGAUACGCAGCAUGGAUUUGGUGAUGUUGACGCUGCUCAACGCGCAGGAACGCGAAGAGCACGAGUUUCGUGCGCUUUUCGCAGCCGCGGACGACCGCUUUGUCUUCAAGGGAGUCACGAGGACCGAGGAUUCGAGGAUGAGUGUCGUCGAAGCUGUUUGGGAGCCGAGUGAGGUCAACGGUGCAUUGAUCGAGAAUGGGCACGCGGUGGCCUCGAGCGAGAAAGAGAAUACGAGCAAGUGA
Messenger RNA from Drechmeria coniospora, 1752 nucleotides. Its product is annotated as O-methyltransferase. Gene Ontology annotation, molecular function: O-methyltransferase activity. NCBI's taxonomy places the organism in Eukaryota, Fungi, Ascomycota, Sordariomycetes, Hypocreales, Ophiocordycipitaceae. The transcript is spliced from 6 exons. Bases 1 to 1752 code for a protein of 583 amino acids. The record is from RefSeq and is a predicted model, not a curated record.